UCCAACGCUACGUGUGCUGCUGGCGGUAGCUGCUGUGCGCAAAUGGAAGGUGAAGCAGAUGGACAUCGUAACCGCUUUUCUGUACGGCAUUGUGGAAGAGGAGGUGUACAUGGUUCAACCACCUGGCUAUGAGGAUGGAACCGGUCGUGUCUGCAAACUUAACAAGGCCAUCUAUGGCUUGAAGCAGGCCCCGAGAUGCUGGUACAACAGGCUGGCCAGUGCACUGGAAGGGAUUGGAUUCCGUGCGAGUGCAUGCGACGAGAGCCUAUUCCUGAUGGGAGAGGGGGAGUCACUUGUGCUUCUGCUGGUGUACGUGGAUGACAUCCUGCUCUUCAGCAGCAGUGACAAGGAGAUCGAUGGGGUGCAGCGGAAGCUCACAGAGCAGUUCAAGUGCAAGUCACUUGGAGAGGCAAGGUACUACCUGGGAAUGCACAUUGAGCGGGAUACUGAACGUGGCUGGCUCAAACUGCAUCAGGGACAGUACAUCAACACCUUGGCUGAGAAGUACUCUCUGCAGGAAGAACGGGAAGUGGUCACACCUUUGCCUUCCGAGUUCAAACUCAUAAAGGCAGCUGAAGGAGAAGGAGUUGAGAGUGAAGACCAGAGGCAAUUUCAAUCCAUGGUCGGGAGCCUACUCUACGCUGCUGUGCAUACUCGGCCUGACAUCAGCUUUGCUGUGGGACAGCUGGCUCGAGUAGUGCAAAAUCCAACAGAAGAGCAGUGUGGUGCAGCGGAGAGAGUGGUGCGCUACCUCAAGUCAUACCCUACAGUGGGAGUACAGUAUUCAGCCUCUGCUCAACUCAGUCAAAAAGGAGUUGAAGUCCUCAAAGAGAAGGGGGAGCAGCUCGGAGAAGGAAAGGUGUUCCUUUCCUGUUUUGCUGAUGCCACGUGGGCUUCUGAGCAUGAGGAUUCAUCAUCAGUUGGUGGAUACAUCUGCAUGGUGGGAGGUGGGCCUGUAAGUUGGAGGUCCAAGAAGCAGUCUGAGACGGCACUAUCUUCAGUGGAAUCUGAGUACAUGGCGAUGUUUCAUGCGGCAAAAGAAAUCAUCUGGCUAAGGAGGCUCUUGAAGGAGAUCGGCCAUGAACAGACUUGUGCGACACCUCUGUUCAGUGAUAGCAAGGGAGCCAUUGCCAUGGCACGCAAUGCAGUUCUUCAUGGGUUGAACAAGCACAUGAGGAUCAAGUGGCAUUGGCUGCGGAAGGAGGUGAAGCUUGGGACACUGGAUCCGAUCUACGUGAAAACUCAGCAACAGCCAGCCGACUUCCUUACCAAGCGGCUAGCUGAAGAGCCACACUGGCGCUGUGCGAGGAUGGCGGGAAUGUCCUUGAACUAGAGACGGCGAAACAAGCCGACAGUCUGAGGGGGAGUGUGUUGGUGCAUAUUCAUUUGCAUGUCAUCCUGUCGUCUGUUCGCAUCAUUUCGUUUGCAUGUGUUUUGUGUGCUACGUUGUUUGUAUGGUUUGUUGGGUUUGCAUGUCUUUGCAUGUUCAUCUUGUGCUUGUGCAGAUGUGCUUGGAUUGUGCAUGACAUCGAGCACAUUCCAACGAGCCAAGAAUUGUUGGAAUCGGAGCACAUAUGAAGAAGUUACGAAGAAAUGUUUGAUGGAUUUGUUACAAUUCAUUGGAAGUCCUUGUCAGCUGCUACACCAAAGUUGGAGAGCCCUAUAACGAGGAGGGACCAGCAUGUGUGGGACUUUUGUCCCCACCUUGCAGCUGCAGCAUUUGGGGUUUGGAGGCCAACCUGGCACAGUGUGAAUUUUGUCUUGCCAGGCUGGCUGAACCUGAGGAUGGGGAGUCAAAACUUUGACUCUUGUCAUGUUCUUGACCAUGGGCCUCCAGGGUCCUUCCCUUUCAUCCUUCCCUUCCUACCCCACCUUCCAACUGUGCUUCAAUGCCUUUUCUAUCAUGCCUCUGACCUUGUAAGCUUCAAUCAUAGUGACUCUGAGGACUGUCAACUUCUCCUAGGGCAGAUUAUCCCCCAGUGCGCCAAACGCCAUAGCUCACUCGUUAAGCUACGGAAUCGAGUGAUUCAACUUUCAUUGGAAAGCUGACGCUGCCAGCUACAACAUAUCCGAUUUUCAGAUCGUUUCACCGAUUGGAGUUUUUGAUAUAGCUAUUCGAAGGUCGCGAGUUUUCUGGGCGUCAUAACGAAGUGCUGCAGAAAUUUCCAAGGAGCCAUUGAAUCAUCUGCUUAUAGCCUUCUCCAACCAACAAACACCACGUCACGGCUCUGUAGGAGGCGGCCUGAGGACGGGUGAAGGAAGAGGUAACCAGGGGCAGAGCGAGCGUGGCCAAGGUAGACACACUCAAUGGCCUUGGAGGCGAGCUUUCCUGCCUGCCGAGAGCGGUCAGGUGGGGGGAUGAGGACAUAUGCCUUGCAGCCCCAGAUACGGAGAAUGGCAGCAUCUGGCUUGGUGCUAGCCCAGAGCUCAGUGGGAGUGAUAGACUGGCGUUGAGGAUGUGGGUAAAGA
Molecule: messenger RNA, 2469 nt
Organism: Closterium sp. NIES-67
Lineage: Eukaryota; Viridiplantae; Streptophyta; Zygnematophyceae; Desmidiales; Closteriaceae
Source: the annotation of a GenBank genome assembly